CAAAAGCUCCCUCCUCCUGUGGAGAUGGUUUCGUUGACCCAUGUACCAAUUUGUUGGCGUCAUCUUCACAAUCGUGAUCGCGUUGUCAUGUGUGUUGGGUGGGUGAGAUCGACACACCCGGAGGGGAGGAAUCCGCUUAUGCUGGACGACUUUUACGAGCAUCAGUCAAAGCGCUUGUUGGAGAGGCUUCUUCAAGCCCCCAGUCUAGGUUAUUCGUCACAUCUAGCCCUUCAAGAGUUCGUUAAUCAGACGUUUCCAUCCACCAACUGUGAUUUCAACAAGUUCUGUGUUAUGCAUUAUCAUGGGAAAGAGGAGUAUCAGUUCCAGAGCAUUCUUCACAAGCUAACGCCCAAUCAAAAUCGGGAGUUGUCGGACUUGCUCCAAAGCUCUACAAUCCAAAUUCUGAAAGAAUUUUUUUCCCAAAACGAAGUCAAAUAUACAGAGAGUUUGGCUGAAGAUAUCCUCCAGGUCAACGGUGGUAACGUCUCCAUCAGUUUGAUAAGUGUUUUGGACGAUGGACGCUCAAGUGCGGUCAACUGUCAACCACAGAACAUAACUCUGCCGCAUCUAUCACCAACUCUGUCAGGCCAAUUCACCUCGCAUCGGUACCUACAAGUGUUUCAAGAAUCCGGUUUAUUAAACUUCACUGCUGCUAAUGGUGCAGCCUCUGAAUUGGUGGUUGUUAAAGCAGACGAGUUCUUGCGAAGUUUUGCGAUGUUGGAUUGCCUUCCAUCCAAUGCACAGAGAAGUUUAACUGCUUUGGCAAGCCAGCUCAUGAAGACGGGCAAGAGAUCAUGUGGAACCCACUUGUGGCACGGUCCGGCCAUGAAACCACCGAAUUCGGCGUAUUUUAACGACAAAAUAGUAAAAAUCGUGGAUUACUGUGGCUUGCUGAGUGACCUCUACUUCGUAUCUCGGGACUGGGUCCUCCUCUCCAACACAGCUUUGAGGCAACUUAAACUAGAACUGCUCAAACGCUCCAUCUCCUCGCGUCGUAUUCAACGCUGGUGGCGUCGCCAACACCAACGAAGACUUGCUCUUAUGGAUAUUUCAAACUUCUUUAUCCAUCCGCCCUCGACUACAACCAAUGCUAUCACUGCCUCUGGUGUUAACAACAAUUUCAGCCCCUUGGGAGUCGUUGACAGGGAGUUCCUACUUCCACACGGUGCUGAUGCAGCUCCAGCCUAUGUCGUGACCAAUUCAGUCGUCUCUAAUAUCAUGAUGCCACAAAGUUACGAGAUUCCACAAAUCCCAUGCCAAGUGCAGCAGCAACAAAAGAAAUCCAAGCGACCCCCACCCUCUGCUGGAAUCGCUUGGUUUGAGCCUCGCCAUCAGAGGCCUCCGGCCUAUCCUCCAGUGAGUCGUAAUGAACGCUUGGUGACGUUUGCUGAAAACCCAGCCACUCGGGUACUGGGUCGUCAGCAUUCCAUAUUUACAGCAUAUGAUUCGCCUGGAGUGAAUCUUAGACGCAGUAACAGCGCUCGAUCAGUGGAUAACCACCAAAUCACCUUUGUAUCAUCACCAGUGGAGUCUAACGAGGGACGUCCGUUGACCCGCUCCAACAGCACCAAUGUGGGUAACGUAGGUCGAGAGGGUCAGGGUGGUGUUCAACGACGGAUUCGGCGGAAGGCGAGUGAUUUGCCUGAGCUAGGAGCUAGAAGACCUGUUUCUUGGCAUGUAGAUCAAAUGGAGGCUCAGGUAUCUGCUCACUUGGAAAAGCAAAGGCUCUUGAAUGGAGGGUAUUCGCCUGUCACUGGUCGACGUGGAUCAUCCGCUGUGAGAGUUGCUGACGAUCAGCGCUGUGAGCAUGGCCAGUCUCAGAACUCCUCUAAUGGAAUCGGCGGCGGCGUCUUUCAUUCCACUAGUUUGAAUCUCUCCUCCCUCCUUUCGAGGCCACCUUUGUCUGCGGAGGCUCAGCGCGAGGAGUACGCCCGUGUGCAGGCCGAAAUCACACGAGGCGAGUUCAGAUCCCAACGACAGGCGAAUUCCUCCCCUCUUGGACGAGGUGCCUGUUCGAAUCGUCUGGGAGUGAUGGACAGUCGACCCAACAACAUAGGGUCUGGAACUGUCCCUCCCUCUCACGGAUCGUACCCCGAUAUCCCAAUUUUGUCAUCUGACAAUUCUGUCCAUUCCCACCAACAACCCUAUGCCAUGGGUUCGAACAACGCCAGUAAUAGCAAAAGAGACACGGAGAGUGCCGUAGGUCGACUGUACGGCCUUCAACCCGGAAUUUCACGCCCUCCUUCCAACGUGUACCGAAGACGUCCUCAAACCACUCUUUUCGAUGGUCCUCUUACCCCAAACCUUCUACUCAUUAGUCCCCCUGUAAACCCCACUCAAUCUGUCGAAUCACCUCGAAAUCCACGUGUAGCAUUCGUGACGUCUUCUGCUGGAGGAAAGGUAGUAAUACCUGUUGGUGGACGAAAGUCCUCAGCGCCAUCGUUGCCAAAAUCCACUGCACCAUCAACCCGAGGUGGAAUUGUGGAACACCGAGGACUAAAAGCACCUGGAUGUCAACGGAACUACUGCUAUGAUUGA
Molecule: messenger RNA, 2538 nt
Organism: Hydatigera taeniaeformis
Lineage: Eukaryota; Metazoa; Platyhelminthes; Cestoda; Cyclophyllidea; Taeniidae
Source: the annotation of a GenBank genome assembly